CCCCCAUCCCAUUGCACAUCAACCUCAGCAUAUCAACUUUCGCGCUGAGAGGGGCGACCCAGUGCUUUGAAUGAUGAACGUUGGCAGGCCCUCGAGAGUCAAAUUUCCAUCCAGGAUCGCGACUCAUUUACCCCGCACCCUCGGCGUCAACUCUCGUAGGCUGUUUGCCGUCACCUCACCCCGGAACUCAUCGAUAGCCUCACAUAAGAUGGAGUCGAAAAGAGUCGCUGUGCUCUAUCAAGCCAUAGAUCCUCCUGUCAUCAAUGGGGUGCGCAAGCCGAUGAAGCCUGGUGGAUACCGCGACUCAGGCGCCGACAUCGCCUUUAACCUUCAAGCUAGCAAGUCUGUCAAUGCGAUCACUCCAGUCUCGACGCCCUCACCAGAGAAAGAUACCGAGUGGUGCUUCCCAGAUACCGAAGAAGGGAUUCAGGACGCUGUCAACAAGGGAGCGACUCAUCUCUGGGCCAACACAAUCUUAUUCGCAUCUCACCCACUGGAAACUUCCACGUCCCUCGGCAGUGUUCAAGAUACACUCAAAGUCGUCGGACAUGGGCCUCUUGUGGUCGAAAAGUACGAUGACAAGGAAUACGUGAAUGAUUUGCUUCGCCGGAUCGGUAGCUUUACGAUGCCUCGCUCCUGGACAAUCCACUCCGACCCAGCGGUAGCAACAAACAUUGAGCAGCUCGAGUUGCCGUUCCCAGUUGUCGCAAAACCCAUUCGCGGACGGGGAAGCCACGGCGUUCGAGUCUGCCAAAGUCUCGAGGAUCUCACCGCCCACAGCAAAGUCCUCUUCCAAGAGUCACCGAGCAUUAUGUUGGAAGAAUACCUCUCUGGUGAAGAAGCCACCAUCACCGUGAUGCCUCCGAAUGGUGAGAAAAAGGACUACUGGUCCUUGCCCAUUGUCACGCGCUUCAAUCAUCAACACGGGAUUGCUCCCUACAACGGCGUGGUAGCGGUCACUGCCAAUUCGAGGGUAAUAACAGCAAAGGAAGAAGAGGACCCUGCGUAUGGACGAAUCGCGAAGGAGUGUGAGGCAGCAGCGAGGGUAUUGGGCGUCGCGGCUCCCAUUCGCAUUGAUGUGCGACGAUUUUCUGAGACUCCUGGGUCCGACUUUGCUCUAUUUGACGUAAACAUGAAGCCGAACAUGACCGGCCCUGGACGACCUGGACGAGACGACCAGGCGAGCUUAACACUUCUGGCAGCUGAAGCACUGGGCUGGGACUACCCGGAGCUGUUGAGGCAGGUGUUGAAUACAUCCUCAACUCUGAAAAUACUGAGGGAAUUGAAGCCGAUGGAAAAUUGA
Messenger RNA from Colletotrichum scovillei, 1303 nucleotides. Its product is annotated as fungal specific transcription factor domain-containing protein. The record is from RefSeq and is a predicted model, not a curated record. Gene Ontology annotation, molecular function: ATP binding; D-alanine-D-alanine ligase activity; metal ion binding. The transcript has 3 exons. Bases 71 to 1303 code for a protein of 410 amino acids. Gene Ontology annotation, biological process: peptidoglycan biosynthetic process. NCBI's taxonomy places the organism in Eukaryota, Fungi, Ascomycota, Sordariomycetes, Glomerellales, Glomerellaceae.